GUUGCUAAUAAAUUUAUUUAAUUAAUUCAAGGAGUAAAAUUUCAUCCGAACAUUUAAGAAGCUUUUGGAGGUUAACGGAUACGCUGCAGUUGCAGACAAAUUAAACAAAAACUCAUUCGAAUUAGAGUUUUUAGCUUAAUUUUCACCAUUAAUUAAUAGACGUAGUCUUAAAACGUAUAGUAAAUGUAUAACUAGUUGUCGGUAUCCAACGGAUCUUUACAGAAGUUCUAUUAAAAUACCUAUAAUGCCAAACUGUGGGACUUCCAAUGGUGAAAGGACUUUGGACUCAAAGGAAUUAAUCAACAAGAAAAACUGCCGCGAUGGAGAACUACUAGUUAAUCAGUUAAAAAAAUCUUCAAAAUCCCAAGACCAGGAUGUUGUUAAUAAAACCUAUGAUUACUAUACAGCAUUGCCAGACAUUAGUACCCAACAAAAUAAUCGCAAUGAGUUAGAAAAAUUCUUUGCUGUUCCUUCAAGUAAUUCGUCCGGAAUAUCGUCGUCAUUAUCGGAACUGCUUUUGCGCCAGCCAAAAGCGACUUCCCAAUAUUGGCAAACAGCACUUGCCUCAGAAAAAUGUCAAGAACAGGUUUUUCGCAAUCGAAAUGAACUGUUUUCUUGCAUAUAUACUAAUAGUAUGCUAAACCAACAGAAUUGCUCACAGCAACAGCUUUUAGCCACACAACUAUUCUAUGCUCGACUUUUUCAACCACAGUUAGCAGAACGGGAUUUCGGGUCGGAAAUAUCAAUUGAAAAAACUAUAAAUAUGGUUAAUUUUUCAGGGUUAAAAAAGCCCAUAAUUCGUCAAAAUGAACUUCCACCAACGCCAUCUUCGCAAGAUAAUAAUAACAACAUUGAAUUACUUAAUGACGGCGACGAUUGCUUAAGAUGUGGUGAUCAACCUUCACUUGAAUUUUCUAAUCAAAGCCAAAGCACAAGGCAGGGAAACAUGCAAGAUUUUGAAAAUUGUAAUCCUAUUUUUAAUAAUGCACCUAACUUUAAGCUCAGUAAGGACGCUAAGUCUGCAGAAGGGUACGACCUACAACACGCUAGUGAAUUUAUACGGGAACAUAAGAACGUACUUGUUGACGUCAAAAAUAGACUAGAACAACUUUCUCUAUUAUCAGCUAAAUUUAGAAAGAGUCUGAGUGUGCGCCUUUGCCACGUCGAUAUGAGUAAUGGUUCUGAAUCAGCCCUUGAAGCGACUGUGGGACGACAACUAGAUGGUAAUUGCAAGUCAAUUGAAAGCGUUUUGGAUCAAGUUAGACGACUUUAUAAUCAAUGGAGCAGCGCUGAGCUCUAUUACCUUCGAAGCUUACAACGCUUAGGACUCACAUCAGCAGAAGGGCCUGAAUUUAGUCCAACGCAAACUCAUAACAUUAUGGCUCUGGCUGCAAUAGCAUUAUCUAAUGAAAAUGAGCUUUUAACUAAGAAAACUACCUGCAUUCAAAUUAACUCUAAAAACUUGGACACUAAAGGCGACUCUGACUUGUUACCUCCUUUAACAAAACCUAAGACCCUGAACGAAAUAGAGGAUAUUAUAUUACAACUAGCUUCAACUGUUAAUAUGCAUCAAUCUUAUAUAGAUAGCACCACACCUGAUGCCUACAGUGAUAGUGCUAAAAGCGAUUCCGAAGAACCCGCUAUGUCACCGACCUGCUUAUGGCAUACGAAAAAACGGAGCUUUCGACGUAAAGAGGAGGAAGAGCAUUGCACAACUGCAGCUGAAAUAAUUUUAGAAUAUGCUUCAUUGUCUUCAUCAUGUAAUGCAAACAAAGCUCGCGUGCCUGAUACUUCCACCUCUGGGUCAAACUGCACUGAUACUAUUGAGAAUUGUAAUCCCAUAACACAAUCUCCGAUUUUGGUCAAUAACAUACGAGAAGGUUCCGCUGUGUCAAUCAUUACCGACCCAGCAUUUUUUUCCGAGUUUUCUACUGCACCUUCUAGCACCCCGACAAGUAGUAAUAGUGGCUGCUCGACUGGACUGGUUUCUGGAGUUUUAGGAUUAAGUCACAAUCGACGAAAACCAAAGUUCGCCCGGCGCAUUGAAACCCUGACUUCAGAAUCUUGUAAACCUAAUAUUUUUAUGGGAAGUUGCGAUCCGGCAGUCUCCUACCAAGUUAAAAUAUCGCCAUCAAUUACAACAUUGGCUAAAACUUCAGAAAAUUUGUCACCUCCCAUUUCUAAAACCACGUCGUCAAAUAAAGUUGCUGCUGUAAACACAACGCAGGAGCGUUCAAUAGCCAAUAUGUUCAAAGCAAGGCUUAGUGCGUUAACUGCAGUUACUGGACCAACCGAGACUGAGACUGAAAUUUUACCCAUACUUGAUGCUCCAUAUGACUUAAGUAUUGGAACCAAGAUAAAAGACAUAAACUUGGACACAAAAAACUCAUCGAGUACACAAUCCAACGACUCUAAAGAUAGUUCAAACGACAAAAAAAAACCCCAUAUUAAGAAACCACUGAAUGCGUUCAUGCUCUAUAUGAAGGAAAUGCGUGCUAAAGUUGUUGCCGAGUGUACACUGAAAGAAUCGGCUGCUAUUAAUCAAAUUUUGGGGAGACGGUGGCACGAACUUUCCCGCGAAGAGCAAAGCAAAUAUUACGAAAAAGCUCGACAAGAGCGUCAAUUGCAUAUGGAGUUGUAUCCAGGGUGGAGCGCACGAGAUAACUAUGGUUACGUGUCAAAAAAGAAAAAGCGAAAAAAAGACAGAUCGACAACGGAUUCGGGAGGUAAUAAUAUGAAAAAAUGUCGAGCCCGUUUUGGACUGGAUCAACAGAAUCAAUGGUGCAAACCAUGCAGACGCAAAAAGAAAUGCAUUCGUUAUAUGGAAGCGAUGAAUGAAAAUGGACCCACCGAAGACGGGAGCGGUAUUGAUGAUCACGGAAGCCAACUGAGUGAUGACGACGAUGACGACUACGAUGAUGAUAAACUGGGCGGAAGUUGUGGAAGCGCUGACGAAACUAAUAAAAUAGAAGAUGACGACACCGAAUCCCUUAACCAAUCCAUGUCUAGCCCAGGCUGUCUUAGUGGAUUGUCCAGUUUACAGAGUCCAUCGACGACAAUGAGCUUGGCAAGCCCAAUUAAUAUGAAUACCAACCCAGCAACUAAUGUUUUGUUCCCUGCCACCUCUAAUGCGCUUUUGAUCGUCAGUGCAGAUCAUCCUACUACACAACAACGGUCCACAUCUACGUCAGGAUCGAGCAGUGGUUCAACCAGUAGCAUAAGCACUACUCCAAAUACCUCAAGUACAGUUUCGCCAGUCACAGCUACGACGGUUCCGCCUACAAGCUCAGCUCAUGAACGAGCCAUGAUGCUUGGAAAUCGAUUUAGUCACUUGGGAAUGGGGCUAAGUCCUCCAGUAGUUAGCACAGGUAGCAGUAAGCCUGAACCAUUUUUCCAGCCGCAUCCAACAGUUUGUAAUAAUGCAAUAUUUUCAUUGCCAUCGAUUGGUAAUAGUAGUUUAAACCAUUCUCCAUUGCCAAACAUUUCCCGAAACCCCAUUGGUGCUAACCCACGGGAUGUUAAUAAUCCCCUAAGCAUCAAUCAGUUAACUAAGAGACGUGAAUAUCAAAAUGUUGAAUCGAUUAAAGCUAGUGACUCACAAACAAUUGUUGCUCAUGCCGCUACGUCCAUUAUUCAUCAUGUGGCAGCCCACGGCUACCGCGCGAACCAUUCGCUUUUAAGUAACAAUUUUAGUCAACAUUUCCAUCAGCAGUUAACUGACCAUAUCGAAACAGCCAAAAGAAGUGAGCCGACAAUCCUGUCAGUAAGUACACAUGCUGUAAACAACAGUGAAUGUCAUAAAGCUUCUGAUCCUCAAGCAAAAGCAUCUAGCAAGACCCCAGGCGCAGGCGCUUCAGAAACUGGCGUCAUUAGCGUUUCAUAACAGAUCGCACUGGAUCUUUACAUAUAAAUAUUCAUAGUUGUGUGAGAAAAUAAUUCCAAUAAUAAAACGUGCAAUAAUUAUUAUUCUCGAUGUCCCUUCGCCAUCUUCUCAAACGAGAGGCCAUUAAUGUACUUGUGCCAAGAUAAAACCUGCAAUAUUUCUUUUUAAAUAAUUAAUAUGAACAUAACGAUCAUAACAUAGAUCAUAGAAUUUGUGCACAAAUCGUUUACAACAACUCCAAUAGAGGCCAACCAUAAAUAUUUCUUAAGAUAAAACAGAAGCAGACAGACAGACAAUGCCAAAUAGAUCAGAAAAUAAAGAGACAGUAUACACUGAAGCCAACAAUCGAUUAUCAACAUCUCUUAUUUGGUUAAAUUGCAUGUCGCUUAAUGUUCCAGUUAUUAAAUUUAAACAAAAGCGAACCUAUAUAUACAACAUUUUACUAUACACAAAAUACGGUUUCAAUAUGAUUUAUUGUUUGCUUUUAUUAUUAGUUUGGAUCAAGAAAAUCUAUAUAUAAAAACUUUUAUUUCCGGAAAAAAACUUAAAAAACCUUAAAGGAGUGGUGCGUUAAUUUUGUAAUUACUUGUUUGUAAUGCUGUAAUGUAAACCAACAGACUUUAUGGUGGAGAAUAUGGUUCAAAAUUAUAUCAAACCGAAACUAACUGCAGUUCCAAUAUCGGGGUUUGUCCUUGAAGUAGUUGUAAUUUUAUAGGUGUAUGACUAUUUCGGUAAACUUGAAAACGUUUUUCGACAGCAAAAAAAAGGUAACUUGGCAACCUAGGCUUCAUAAAUGUAGUACCAUUAAAAAAAUCAUCUGAUUUUAUAAACUAUUAAAUUGGCUCAAAUUUUUUCAAGUAAUAUUUCCGUUUUUUGGUUAAACAAAAACAAAGUUAUUUAAGUUUAUAUCCAUGUGUUGUAAAAAAGUGAAAUAAUACAGAUAAACAUACAUAUAAAACGACAGAUUUGUAAAUAGGUAAUAGGUUUUCACAUAGAAUUUACUGAUAAUGCUUACGAAUUUAUUGACUUUAAGACCUGAUAGCUACUAUUCCAUGUAAAGCAAAACUUGACAUACAACUUUUAAAUAUUAAUUUUCUGGUAUUAAAUAUGAGAUAACAUUUAAAUAGAUACUUUGGUCUUAAAACUCAUAAUUAUACGCACUUUUAUACUAGUCUUCAUUCAGUUAUUAAACUCUUAAUCAAUUAUAUAGGUAUGAACAAAUGCAUGUUUUACGUCAGUAUUGGGCUUGUCGUAAACGUUUUUAUAAUAAUACAUAAAAUGGCUAAAAAAGUGUGUCAGUAAUAAAGAAAUGCAUAUGUUUAGUUUGCUGAACACUCCCAUGUAAGCCUAUAUUUGUACAUCUGUACUUAAUGUCUGCGAGACAAUCCAAUAAAUUGCUUUUGUAGAAAUAAAUAAAUACACACAUUAAUUAAAGCUAGAGCCUUAUAUAAAUCCAUAGCAUACAAAACAUAUUUGAAAAAAACAUUAAACAUAUUGAUAUAUAAAUGUAAAUUCAAACGUCUAAUUUUCACGGGCAUUGUACUCUGUAUACCUUAAUCAUUACAUAAAAUAAUUUGUCUCAAAUAAUCAAAUUAAUGGUUUCCCGAAAUUCUUAAAGCUUUUCAGCAGCAUCACCAUUUACUUAUUUUACAUUAGGCUACCAUGAAUGUAUGUAAACAACUUAUAAUGAAUCAUUUUUCAAGUGCGCCACCUACUUUUCCAUUUUUAUACCCUUUUCAGUCAGAAGUUUGCAACGCAGUGAAGGAGACAUUUCCGGCCCCAUAAAAUACACAUAUUUUUGAUCAACAUCCCUAGGAAAGUCGAUUCAGCAAUAAACUUCUGAUUUGAAUCACUGAUAUUGACCAGCCUUAAUGAUGUGUUCGUGAAAAACAAAUCACAAUUUACGUUUUUCCGUACUUAUUUAAAAAUAUUUGUUUUGUAAAUCAAACUAAAUUAGGUAAAUUCAUAUAUUUUCAGGGGUAAAAAAUAUAUAUAUAUAUAAUGUUUAUUUAACAUUACUUUGCUACUUAGAUUAUUCGUUUAAUCAUUUCAAUGUUUUUUGCACAGCAUGACAGUUUCAUAAAAAGGCGUACAUAUUUUUCAGAGAAACCAAUAAAAAAUAUGGCCUACACAACACACUAUACUAACAAUAAAAGAAUCAGAAAAUUGUGUUACCAAAUAAAACACCCGUAUCACAAUAUCCCAUAACAUGUUGAUUUUUAAAUAAUAGGUUGAUUUUUUAAAAGUUAGUUAGCUUAAGUUUAAAAUGGAAAUGAUUAUUGCCUUGCAUUUAUCUUGGGCUCGGCUAAUUAUAGAAAACUCACAGUCCGGUUCAGUUCCAAUAUAGUUACAAAGGAAAGAAUGGGAUGAAAGUUUUAGCUAAGUUUGCAAGACAAGUUAUAAAAAAUUCUAAAAAAUAAAAAAUGAUUUUUAUGCUUACACUAAUUUACAAAAAAGGUUCGAAUUAAAAAAAUGUGUAUCUUACUUAGGGUUGCAAAGAGACCAGUUUAAUAACAAGGACCAUAUUGCUUAACGUUCCUGAUAGACAGCUUAGUAACAGCCUUGCUCCAAGUUUCAUUAAAAUUAAAAUAUUUUUUUGCAAAUGCAUUGUCAUGAAAUUUAGUUCUUUCUCUAAACAUGCAAUAACUUUAACAAACACUAACAGUUUUUUCGCUCUCAUCCGUUCUCGAAAUAUAUGUACCUUGUUUUCUCAUAUAUGCAGUGACGUCUAAAUCUAGAAUUUGCACGUUAAUUCCCAAGUCGCCGGUUUUUAUAGUUAACGGGUAUACAAAUAUUACAGAAUUAUGGUAUAAAUUUUAUCAAAAUCGGACGUCUAUAGCAUAUAGCUCCCAUUUGAACAAUCGGAAAAAUAAAUGAAAAAAAAUUAUAACUUUUCUGUUUUUUAAUUUUUUGUUUAGUUCUUCGACAUAUAGCAAUGUUUAAUUAUUUCAGAAUUAUGGUAUAAAUUUUAUCAAAAUCGGACGUCUAUAGCAUAUAGCUCCCAUAGAAAUAAUAAAAAUAUAUAAAAUAACUAUCUAAUAAUUGAGCUGCAAAUCAUCAUAGUUUCAAUGUUGUUUUUUAGCACAUACUCAAGUAAAUCAUAAUUUAAAUGUUUUCAAAAGUAUUUAAUUAAUGCAAUAGCUGCAAGGGUAUAUGAACUUCGGCUUGCCGAAGUUUGCUUUCCUUCUUGUUUUAAAUGAUAUCAGGAAUGGGAAAAUUGGAUUUUCGUUAGUCUAAAUUAUUACACCUAUUGCAAGAAAGCAUAAAUACUGAAUUUUUAAAUUGCUAACAUUUUUUUUAAAAAGGGAAAUUAAAAAGGCCAUUUAAAUGAUUUCAAUCUUGACUUUAUAAAUAAAAGUUAAUUUUUAAACAAUAUAAGCACAAAAUCAAUGCCAAUAGAGAACUAUAGUUCUAUUAUAAUUUAAAAAUCGAUUUAAAAAACAUCUAAAAUUUGAGCCGUUAUAACAACUACUGGCCUUUUAUACCCUUGCAGAAGGUAUUAUAAUUCUUUAUCAGCAUCACUUAAAGAGUCCAUCUAGCCAUGUCCGUCCGUCCGUUUCUACUCAAACUUGUCUCUCAGAUUUAAAGCUAUUUGCAAUAAACUAAGCCAAAGUUGCCUUUCUGUUGCAGGUAGUAGUCGGAUCGACUAUGACAUAUAGAACCCAUAGGAACAAUCGGAAAGAUAAAUUUUAAAAAUUUUAACUUUGCUAUUUCUGAAUUUGUUUUUUUUUGUUCGUCAAAAUACUAGGUUUAAUAUUUUAGAAUUACGAUUUAAAUUUCCUUAAAAUCGGCCUACUUUAGCACAUACAUUUCAGAAUUACGUUAUUUAUUUUAUUAAAAUCGGAAAAAGAUUCCAUACAGCUGCCAGAGGAACGAUCGAUUUGCGAGAAGCCUUUAGGAGGACUAACCCCCAAUCCUUACCUGAAUAGUUAUCUAUAUUUGGUCCCUUUUGUAUUUACAAACUCCAUUGAAUAUCUCACUAUUUCCAUUAAUCAAGAAAAAGGAUGGCAGUCAAAUUUAAAAUGAAAACUAUUUUCGUGCAUCAGUAAGAUGAUUGAAUUAAAAAAACUGUAAGAAAAGGUAUUACGGAUUUUAAUUAUAUAGCAAGCCCAGAAAUUCAAUAAAUAUAAUGCUGUGAUACACUAAUUGCCGUUUUAUAUAAGGCUCUAGUUAAGUGUAUGUAUAUAAACUCAUAUAUAUAUAUAUAAGAAUUCAAUCGCAAACUUUUUUCAGAAUAUGAAGAUUCUGUGUUACAAUAGUUUGGUGGUCUUGAUUGUAUAAAAGAAACAAUGUAUUAAUAAUAUAAUCAGAACAAUGUAUAAAGCCAUUGCCAAUUUAAAAGACUGUUGAACACAUAUUAUAUAUGUUUUACACUGAUAAUUUAUCUAUUAAUAAAAAACUAUAUUAAGCUUUAAUUCAUAAACACUUUUUUAUGUUUAUGUUAAAUAAAAAAUGUAUGAUGCAUGUAUUAUAUAUGCAAUUAGUUUAAAACUUAAUUUUAAUAAAUGAAAUAUACAAUGUGUAUUUCUUUCAUGCUUCCAUAUUCUGUGUUUUAAACUAUUGUUUUUACUGAAACGAUUUUGCAAUAUCAACUGUUUAAUUUCUAGGAGCAAAUUUAAAGAAUACUAUUUAUUUGUUUAUUAAUUUGCAUGUUUUUGUAUUUACGUGUAUUUCAGUGCAGUUUAAAAUUAUAUUCAUAAAUUACAAAUUAAAAAAAAAUAUGAACUAAUAUCUAACAAAAGAUGGUAGGAGCACUAUCAUUAAACAUCUUUCGAAAUACGUUGAUCCCAAAUUCAUACUAAAGUGGACCCAAAACGAAUAUUAAAACAUAUAAUAUUUAUGUACAUAAAUAAAUAAUAAUUUUAAUUACUUUUAUAAUGGUUAAUUAAUGAUUUUAUUUGCUGUAUAAAGGUUAUGUUAAAAUUAAUAAAUCUAAUAUAAUGAAUGAAUGAAUGUCCGCAAUAUUCAUUAUAUUAUCGGUCGACUGAUAGGUUCUUAGCCUUAGCUGAACUCUAGAUAGAGGCAAGGGUUAGCAAUGUGUAUUUAUAAUGAAUGUUAUACUAUACCUAAGUGGAUAUAUAAACAAAUUACUAUCAAUAAGUUGAUAGCAAUCACAUGCAUAACUGUUUAAGUAAAUACUACUUAAAUUAAUAUAUAAGUAAUGUAAGAAAAAUAUGGAAUAAGUACAUAUACACUAUAUUAAAAAGAAAUAAUGUUGAAAGUAUAAA
Molecule: messenger RNA, 9111 nt
Organism: Drosophila gunungcola (fruit fly)
Lineage: Eukaryota; Metazoa; Arthropoda; Insecta; Diptera; Drosophilidae
Gene: pan
Product: protein pangolin, isoforms A/H/I/S
Exons: 5
Coding region: 245-3883 (1212 amino acids)
Biological process (GO): regulation of transcription by RNA polymerase II; canonical Wnt signaling pathway
Cellular component (GO): beta-catenin-TCF complex
Molecular function (GO): DNA-binding transcription factor activity, RNA polymerase II-specific; RNA polymerase II cis-regulatory region sequence-specific DNA binding
Source: RefSeq, a predicted model, not a curated record